GCACUUAUCCAACGGUGAGAAUGUCGGAAGCACGGAGGCAAAACAAUGGCGGCAAGGCUAUUACUACUAAAUUCCAUCUCUGAGCCCCACACCCCAUCCCUCAUAAAAUCAAAAUCUCACUUCUGUCUCUUCGCACAAUUCCAUUACAUAAAUAAUCAUUGCAGCACAACUGAUUUCUCCAAAUCCCUUCAACAAAUUCCCCCUUUUUCUCAAUUUUAGGGUUCCCUCUAAUUCGAUAGGUUCUCAGUAAAGGCGAUUUUGGGUACUGUUGGAAUGAGCGGUUUGGAAAAAGUAGCUAAACCAAAUAGGGAGUGUAGCAUACUUGAAAACAAAUUAUCAUCUGGCAAUGAUGUAGUUCGAUUGAAGAAGAUGAUGAGCUGUCACCGGCGAGAAAUUAAUCUGGGGCGACCAUUUGAUGGAGGAGGAGGAUGUGGGCCCAAUAGCUGUUAUAGCGGCGGAACUACCGAGGCGGUGGGCCAUGCGUACGGUGAUGAUGUUCGUCUUGGUGGUGAAAAUUUUGCCACUAGCGGUACUACUAAUUCGCAGUCUUUUAACAUUUUCGCUGCCGCUCCCUACAAAUCCCCAGAAGAAAUGGCUGCCACCGCGGCGUUCCCUUUCACGUUUGCUCAAUGGAAAGAAUUAGAAAGACAAGCAAUGGUUUACAAAUACAUGAUUUCGUCUGUGCCUGUCCCUCCCGACCUUCUCUUCCCACAUUCAAGAAAUUUCUCUGCUGCACCUCUGGAUUGCGCCGCUUCAUUGUACAAUGUGAGAUAUUCAAGGAAUGGAGACCCGGAACCGGGUAGAUGUAAGAGAACAGAUGGGAAGAAGUGGAGGUGCUCGAGAGAGGUGGCGCCUCUCCAGAAAUACUGUGAGCGCCACCUGCACAGGGGCCGCCCCCGUUCAAGAAAGCCUGUGGAAGUUGAAAACAGUGGCGAAAAUCUCAAAAAAGCUCGCACUGAGAAAAGCCACGUUCCUCCUAGUACUACUAUUUCUGCUACACAAUUUGCUGCAGGGAAUACUAAUAAGCCCCUUUUGCUUUUCAAUGCUAAAAAUGAUCCCAGCGUUUCUGUUGCACCCUCUUCUUACAAAGGACCUACUAGGAAUUCGAGCUUGACGAUGGAGGGACAGAUGGAUGGGAGUGAUCAGCGAUGGCAGCAUUUGAUUGAAUCAAAUAUGGGAUUUGUUAAUGUGGGCACUUCUUCUGUUAAUGACUCUAGUUCCCUUUUUGCUCAAGAUUAUUUGGAGCAGCAGCAGCAGCAGUCAUUGAAUAUGUUGUCCUAUUCAAAUUUCUCAGCCCCUGAAGUCAAUGCCCCCAUUGGUUUCAUCGAUGCUUGGUCGAUCAACAAUCUUGACAGCAGCAAUAGUGGGAAUGCUGAAUCAUCAGUGACAACGAACCGCGGGAACUUGUCUCCUUCACUCAAUCUGUCAAUAGCCAUGGCUGCUGGCGACAUUGUAGAUCAAGCAUUGAGAAGCUUCGAGUGUUGUGAUGAGAAAGAUCCAAGAUGGACUGACCCCCUCUAUUGGGAGCCGUUUGCACGAGGAGGGCCUUUGGCUGAGGCUCUGCAGCCGGGAUCAGUUGCCAUCUCCAGUUGCGACUCAAUAAGCGCCCCGGCUACUAAUGUCUCCUCACCCACUGGUGUUCUUCAUAGGACCAUGUUGUUUUCGCACUCUGAUGGUAGUGUCUGCAGUAGCCCAGUUCCUGCAGCUCCGACAACAGAAAUUGCAUUCAACGGCCUCUACUAAGGCUAGUGAGAAGCUGUUAAUGUUUUUUCUUUUACUUUUGGUGCUGUUAUCAGUUGUUGAAUUUGAUUUCUGGAUGUUUGAAUACUUUGCAUUACUGCAUUAAUUUCAGUGAUUUCAAGUUAUUUUUGAA
Salvia hispanica is the source of this 1873-nucleotide messenger RNA. Its product is annotated as growth-regulating factor 2-like. Gene Ontology annotation, biological process: developmental process; regulation of DNA-templated transcription; DNA-templated transcription. Gene Ontology annotation, molecular function: ATP binding. The record is from RefSeq and is a predicted model, not a curated record. Lineage: Eukaryota; Viridiplantae; Streptophyta; Magnoliopsida; Lamiales; Lamiaceae. Gene Ontology annotation, cellular component: nucleus.